AUGGACACACUUUUUACAUAUGUAAAUAAUCGUGUCAUUGACAUUGAUGGUGUUAAUAAUGAAUUAUUAUUAUUAUCUACACCCAACCAUGAUUUAUAUUAUAGUUAUAUAAUGUAUUUAUAUGAUAACAAUGAAAAAGUCAAUCCUUCACAUAACCAAUUUAAAUCAAUUUAUAAUAUUAUACAAAGUUAUGAUAAAACACAAGAGAUCUUUAUAAUUUCAAAAUAUUCAGAAUAUGUUAUUUCAAACUAUACAGGAAAUGAACAAAUUGAUAUUGAACAAUUAUUUACAAAAAUAGUAUCAUCAGUUCUAGAAAAUGUUAAUUUAGUUGAUAAUCAUUUAACAGACUUUUAUAUGAUACAUCAAGUAAUUAUAAAUAAUAUUUCUUUAUUUGAUAAUUCAAUUUCAAAUAAAAUUAUAGAGAAAAUAUUGGAUUUUAUUGAAAGUAAUAUUAAACAUGCAUCAGAAUUUAGAAUAUUUCAUAUUUAUUUAUUAUUAUCAUUAUUAUCAUUUGAAGAUGUUAUUGGUUUACAAGGUUAUAUAGAUUUUAAAAAACCAAUUAUAGAUUUAUUCUUGAAAUUCUUUGAAAGUUUUAUCUUUUCACAGAAAAAAGGAUUAAUUUUUGAUUAUGGUAUUAAAGGUAAUGGUGGUGGUAAAGUUGACACAAUUAAAACCAAAUGUUUUACUCCAUUAAAUAGUAAUCAAAAACCUAGAAAUAUAAUGAUUAAAUUAGAUUUACAAAGAUUUGAAACAAUUGCAGUUAAUUUACAAUUAUUAAUUUCAAACUUUAAAUUAUUAUUCAGAUUAAUUCAAGAUAAUCCAUUAUCAUCAUCUUACAUUUUAAAAGUUACUAAUAAUUUUAAACUUAUACAAUCAGAUUUUAAAAAUGAAAUUAUAGAUGAAUGUUAUAAUUAUCUUUUAAAUAAUAAUAAUAAUAAUAAUAAUAAUAAUAAUAAUAAUAAUAAUAAUAAUAAUAAUAAUAAUAAUAAUAAUAAUAAUAAUAAUAAUAAUAAUAAUAAUAAUAAUAAUAAUAAUAAUAAUAAUAAUAAUAAUAAUAAUAAUAAUAAUAAUAAUAAUAUUGAUUAUGAAUUAUAUUUAUCAUUAAUUAUACCAUUAAUUGAUAAUAAUCAAUUUAAUUCAAAUUUUUUUAUAACAUUUUAUGAUAAUUUCAUUAAAAGAAAGAAUUCAUCUUUAAUGAAUUUAAAUUAUUCCAACUUUUUCUUAAAUUUCUCAAAGAUUAAUCUUGAAAUAACAACACCAAUUAUUAAGAGAUUUUUUUCAAGAGAAAUACAAAUUUUAUUUUUAAAAUCAUUAUUUUUAAAUUAUAAAUCACUUUUAGAUGAAGGAUCAAGUCCAAAUUUUCAAGAGGCUAAUUCAUUUAUACCUGCAAUAUUUAAAUAUGAUUUUAGUAGUGGUAAUGGUAGUGGUGAUAUUGAUAGUGGUGAUGGUGAUAGUGGUAUUGAUGUUACCAAAGAAACUUUAGAUAUAUUGGAAUUCUAUAAUCAAGCACUAAAUAUUUUAAUAACAAAUAAAGUAUUGUUAUUACCCUAUAUUUUAGAAUCAAUUUUUUAUAAUCUUAAAAAUAGUAGUACAAAAAAAAUAUUCAUUAUCAAUAAUUUAAAUUUAUUCAUUUAUAAUUUAGAAAUUAGUCAAAUUAAUAAUUUUUUAUUACCAACUUUUAAAGAACAAUUAUUAAAUAAUGAAAUUUAUAAGAAUAAAUUACAAACUACUAAAAAUAAUAAUAGUAAUAAUAACCAUAGAAAAUUAUCAAAUUAUUUAUUAAAAAAUAUUAUAAUGAUAUUUUUAAAUGAUCAUAAUCAUGGAAAAGUUGAACAAUGGGAGAAAUUAGAAUUAUCAAAAGUUUCAAAAUACUUUUUCAAAGCUGUAUCGGAUGGAAUGAAUGAAUCAAUUUCAAAUCCAAUUAAUAUUGGUAAAAGAGUUUAUGGAUUAAAUAAAUCAAUGAUAUUUUCAAAUUGGUGUUUAAUAAAACCUUUACACACUAAAAGUUUAAAGAUAAAGUAUUUACCAGAAUUUAGAGAUUCAAAUUUUAAUAUUUUAUCAUUCUUUUUCAAUUCAAUUGAAACUUUAUCAAUUCAUGCUAAAUAUUUACCACCAUUAUCAAAAGAGAAUUUAGUUUAUUUAGCUCAUCAUUCAACUUUAAAUAAAAUUAUAAUUAAAUCUGAUUAUUCAAGAAUUAAUACAUUUUAUGGUGAAAUUGAAUAUUUACUUCAAUCUAAUAAUUAUAAAAAGAAAGUUAUUUUAAUAUUAUUAAAAUCUCCACCACCUGGUAAUCAAGAUUCAUUGGAAACAAAUUAUGGUUUGGAAAUGGGUAGAAUUAUUAAAUUACUUAAUUUAGGACUUGAAAUUCAAGGUUUAAGUUUUGAUGAACACUUUUUUGGGCAAAGACAACAACAACAACAACAACAACAACAACAACAACAACAACAACAACAACAACAACAACAACAACAACAACUACAACAACAACAACAGCAAUUAUCAUUUGAUCAACAUUUAAAUCAAACUGAUAAUGAUACGUUUAUUUUACAAGAACAAUUUAUGCAACAUUUAGAGAAUCAAAAUCAUUUACAGAAUAUUCAAUAUUUUAAAAAUAAAUUUCAAAAUAAAUUUCAUCAUAUUUCAUUAAAAAACUUGACAAAAGUAGAAUUCUUACCUCAUUCAAUCGAAUCUAUAAGCAAAAGAAUUGAAAAUCUAUCAUUUGCAAAGAAUUUACAAUACGUUAAAAUUAAACUUUCUUGUCAAAAUGAUCAAAAUUUAUUAAAUAAAAUAUCAGCUUUCUUUAGAGAAUUGUCAGAAAUUAUUCGCAAAAAUUCAAAUGAUUUUAAAUUAUUAAAUAGAAUUAAAAUUACAAAUAAAUUUGGUUAUUCAGUUUGUUCAGUUGAUUGGAGUAAAAUUGAUACUUUUCCAUUUAAACCAAUAUUAAACUUUAAAUAUAUUGAUUUCAUUAGAAUAAAUAAUAAUAAUAAUAAUAAAAAUAAAAAUAAUAAUAAUAAUAUUGAAUUUUUACUUCAAUCUAAUGGAAAUGAUGAUAAUAAUAAUAAAAACAAUGAUGAUACAGAUAUACAACCAGUUUUGAAAAAAAGCAAACUUCAACAUAGAGAAAGAGAACCAAGUAGUGAAGAUGAAAAUAAUGAUAAUUCAUCUCUAAUUGACAGUAUUUUAAAGAAAAUUGAAAAUCAUUCAGACUAUGAUGAUGAUGAUAGUGAUGAAGAUGAUGAUGACGACGAUGAUGAAUCGUGUAAUGAAUAA
Messenger RNA from Dictyostelium discoideum AX4, 3270 nucleotides. RefSeq lists its product as hypothetical. The record is from RefSeq and is a predicted model, not a curated record. NCBI's taxonomy places the organism in Eukaryota, Evosea, Eumycetozoa, Dictyosteliales, Dictyosteliaceae. Bases 1 to 3270 code for a protein of 1089 amino acids. The transcript is spliced from 3 exons.